This is a messenger RNA of Penaeus vannamei (Pacific white shrimp), 953 nucleotides long. The record is from RefSeq and is a predicted model, not a curated record. NCBI's taxonomy places the organism in Eukaryota, Metazoa, Arthropoda, Malacostraca, Decapoda, Penaeidae.
CUGCAGCGGCAUCAGUAGCCGUUCCGCAGUCAGCUGAGACACUUUACCCCGAUGGUUCUCUUCGCUCAACUCGUGUUUGUCGUGCUCGACGUCAAGAAGGACAAGAAGCGCAAGCAUGGCUGUCCUCCCGAGUGUCGCAAACAGCGCUUCAAAGAACCGCAGGGCCAAGAGCGUUACCGUCCUCACACCAGUUGAAGACGUCAAAAAGCCUUACAUGCAAGAGAUUUCUACUACCUUCUUUAACGAACCCUCUGACCUUCACUCUAAGGUUAGAACAUUUGUAAAGGAGUUUAAACAAGUGUGGGAACCAGUUGCCACCCAUCCUGGUGAUGGAACUGAACGCGAGCCGCAAGACCUGCUCUGCAUGACGCAGCAAACAGGCACGGGGGUCGAGCACGCCCCCGGGUACACCUACUGCUGGCUGGCCCACAGUGACCCAGGGGGCGUGGCCUACUAAGGACGCAAUGAGUUCGUCGUCCCAAACGAGGGCUUCUAGAAACUUUUAGAAAACCAAAAUGAACCCUCUUAUGACAUCUUUCAAGAAGGAUCUUGAUCCGUCCAUUUGGAAUCGACAUUCCCUCCGGAAUGUGGAAGUACCUUUGCUCUUCAUUAGUGGUAUUUGUAUCCAACAGAACUAACACGAGUAUAUACCGAUCGUUCGUCUCGUAGAUCUUAGUCUAACACGCACGCUGAAUGACGUGUUCAGGGGUUAGUUCCCUGUAUCAUCAGUGGUUUAGUUUACAACUAAUUGCCUAGUUGAUAGUCAGUUCAUGGUUGCUGGGAAAGCUUCUUUUCUCUUACGUUCGUGUGUUUUUAUUUUAUAAGAAUAAAACUGCUUUGAAAGGAUUUAAAUUCUUUAAUCCUUCCUUGUUACGCUCACGCGAUUUUUUUAUAAAUAUUUCUUAUACCCAAAUAUUAUUAGAUAUGAAAGAGUAAUAAACAGAGAAAUAAAA